AUGGAUCUCAAACUCGUGAACAUUGAAAAGGAGGAAAAUUCAAAUUUCAUUCUUGGACAUUCUCACUUUAUCAAAACAGUUGAAGAUCUCCAUGAAGCCAUCAUCAAUACCAAUCCUAAUAUGAAAUUCGGAAUUGCUUUCAACGAAGCCUCUGGUCCUUGUUUGAUCCGACAUUCCGGUAACGAUGAAAAAUUAAUUCAACUCGCGAUCAAGAAUGCUCUCAAUCUAUCAGCAGGACAUACUUUUAUUAUUUUCAUUGAGAAUGGAUUUCCUGUGAAUAUUUUGAAUACAAUCAAACAAGUACCAGAAGUGUGUCGAGUGUAUUGUGCCACUGCCAAUCCAACACAAGUGAUUUUGGCAGAGACGAAUCAAGGAAGAGCAAUUUUGGGUGUUGUGGACGGAUUUGCUUCGAAAGGAGUGGAGAAUGAAGAACAGCAAGGAGAACGAAAAUCAUUCUUGAGAAAAAUUGGAUACAAGUUUUGA
Molecule: messenger RNA, 483 nt
Organism: Naegleria lovaniensis
Lineage: Eukaryota; Heterolobosea; Eutetramitea; Acrasida; Naegleriidae
Exons: 1
Coding region: 1-483 (160 amino acids)
Source: RefSeq, a predicted model, not a curated record